Molecule: messenger RNA, 1230 nt
Organism: Radiomyces spectabilis
Lineage: Eukaryota; Fungi; Mucoromycota; Mucoromycetes; Mucorales; Radiomycetaceae
Product: Rho GTPase activation protein
Exons: 2
Coding region: 1-1230 (409 amino acids)
Biological process (GO): signal transduction; regulation of small GTPase mediated signal transduction
Cellular component (GO): cytoplasm
Molecular function (GO): GTPase activator activity
Source: RefSeq, a predicted model, not a curated record
AUGAACAAUAUCCGCCGUGCGCUUAGUAUACGACGACGACAACCAUCAUCACCUUCCACAGCUGUAUAUGACUAUCGUGUCCAGCCGGUUUCCUCUAUUCAUUCCGCUUCUUCAACCAUCCAUAUGAAUCAAUCGGUACCGACCAUUGCGUACGAAAGCAUCAAACACGAAAUUGACGUACCUGAACGCCUCGUGGACUUAUCGAGCUUGCAGGACAUUCUGAUUCGACACAUUGCCACCAUCUAUUUGGAACACUAUAUCGAGGAUCAAGAUUUGCAACGAAAUUUGAUCGUCUUGUUGGAGGCCAAAAAAGCGUCGUCUUUGUGGGGCAAAUUGAAAAGUCAUAUUCGCGUCGGAACUUAUAAGCACCUUCUAUAUGCGGACGCUGUGGCCACCACGGAACGAAAAUUUGGCGUACCGCUUGCAGCAUUGGCGGCUUCGCCGAUUCGUCAAGAUAAUGAUUUUCCUGCUCCAAUUUGUUUGGAGGCGAGGGAUGAUCAUGCUUCGUUUUUGCUCGCCAUGUUGCUUUCCCGAAACGCGUCCGUACCGUUGUUUGUGCGCAAUUGCAUACUCGCGUUGAUGCAGAAAGAUGUGUCUGUGGAAGGCAUUUUUCGAAAAAACGGCAAUAUCCGUGAACAGAAACAAAUGUGCGAGACGAUUGAUCAGCAGGCUUGCGACGUUGAUUAUUACUCCAAAGAAACCCCUAUCCAGCUUGCCGCUUUGCUUAAACGUUUUUUACGACAAUUGCCUGAACCGCUGCUUACGUUUGAACUCUACAAGGCUUUCAUGAUGGCAAUACGGAUGAAAAACGAAGAGGAUAUGAAAAAUAUGCUUUAUCUCACUUGCUGCAUUCUUCCUAAACCUAAUCGAGAUGUGAUGCAAGUGGUAUUUUUAUUCUUGGCGUGGGUCGCUUCUUUUCAUGCUAAAAAUAAGAUGGAUAUCAACAAUCUUGCCCGCAUCAUUGCACCAAACGUGCUCUAUCCCGCCAAAGAUACCCGAAACACCGAACAUUCCGUUACCACAGGUGACGAAAUUCAGGUCGUUGCCUUGCUGAUUAAAUUCCAGAAAGAGUUUUGCGUCAUACCUUUUCAGUUUGCCACACUUUUGCAAGAUCCGAAACUGCUCGAUCCCUCAUCAUACCACGGUCCCUUGGCUAUCAAAAAUUACCUGCGAACCUACGUCAAACGGCAUCAGCAACAGCGACCCCAUCACUCAUCACUUUUGCAUUAA